Aplysia californica (California sea hare) is the source of this 3883-nucleotide messenger RNA. RefSeq names its product phosphatidylinositol transfer protein alpha isoform. Lineage: Eukaryota; Metazoa; Mollusca; Gastropoda; Aplysiida; Aplysiidae. Gene Ontology annotation, cellular component: cytoplasm. Bases 82 to 948 code for a protein of 288 amino acids. Gene Ontology annotation, molecular function: phosphatidylinositol transfer activity; phosphatidylinositol binding; phosphatidylcholine binding. The record is from RefSeq and is a predicted model, not a curated record. Gene Ontology annotation, biological process: phospholipid transport. The transcript has 10 exons.
CGUAAAUGACGUCAUUUCGGGGGCAGUCCACCCCGUGGAGUAGUGAAACAAAAGAUCGUACAUUGUAGGCAAGGAAACAAAAUGCAGAAUCACGCUAUCAGAGAGUUCCGGGUUGUUCUGCCCAUGUCAGUAGAAAACUAUCAUGUAGGACAACUGUGGUCUGUAGCUCAAGCCAGCAAGAAUGAGACUGGAGGUGGGGAAGGCGUUGAGGUGGUGGUCAACGAACCGUUCGACGCCAAUACUAACAAGCCAGAGACAGACCUGAUUGCCAAUGGGCAGAAGUUUACUACUGGACAAUACACGCACAAAAUCUACCAUUUGUCACAGAAAGUCCCAGGGUUUAUAAGAUUGUUAGCCCCCAAAGGUUCCCUGGAGGUUCAUGAAAAAGCAUGGAAUGCUUACCCAUACUGCAGAACUGUUAUUACAAAUGACUACAUGAAGGAGAAUAUGUACAUCAUUAUUGAGUCAUUCCACUAUGCUGAUAACGGCAGUACAGAAAAUAUUCAUAACUUGAGUGGCAGAGAUUUGUCUAGCAGGACAGUUGUCAAAAUUGAUGUUGCUAACGAUAAAGUUCCGUCAAAGGACUACAAGCCUGAGUGGGAUCCCUGCAAGGUGCCUGCCCCUAAGUCAGGCCGUGGCCCUCUACCUCAAGACAAGACGGGCGAAUGGAUGAACGCUGUGAAGCCGGUCAUGUGCUGCUACAAGCUGGUCAAGGUUUGGUUCAAGUGGUUUGGCCUGCAGAAGAGGAUGGAGUCUUUCAUUUUGACGCAAGAGCAGCGUCUGUUCUUGAACUUCCACCGGCAGGUCGUCUGCUGGCAGGACAACUACCACGGCUCCACCAUAGAGGACAUCCGCAGGAUUGAGGCACAGACCAAGGAAGACCUGGAGAAGCAACGCCGAGAAGGUCCCAUCCGAGGCACAAUGGCGUCGGACAAGGACGACAAAUGAUGGGCUGCCGCGCCUAGGUCUAGCUGCGUAAUCUUAAUACCGCCCUCUCCCCUCCCCCGUUCUCUGUCGUGUUGCUACCAGUAUAGUUCUAUUUAUAUGAUUGUUUUAUGAUAUAAUAAUAGAUUUCUGUGUACACGUAUGUGUCAGAAAUUCAUGCAAACUCACAACUCUUAGACUUGUUCAUCAUCCUCGUAGCCUCUCAGUGUGCACCUCAUAACUCUAUUUGAUAUUUUGUUGUUGUUGUUGUUAACCUGACAUAGAUAGAGGGGAAAGGAAAGAGGGGAGGGGGGGAAUGGUGAGUGGGGCAGCGUUGUGAAUCCAAACUGGGAGAUGGAUGGUCAACUGAUGUAGAUGCUGUUUUGUGCCAUGAUAUUGAUAUCCAGUCUAGAAUUUUAACCAUGUAUCUGUUUGGCCCGAAGUCCACUUUGUGUUUUACCUCAUGGAGUAGAUUUUUUUCUCUGAUUUCCAGCUUAGGCAUAUAUACGUCUCUGUCCGUAUCAACACCAACAUGAAAGCUCCUACUUUGAUUUUGGUAUUCAGGGAGAGAUAUGUGAAUUGUAUGGUGAAUUUUUCGUAGAAACUGUUAAGUCUUUUCAGAAAUUGCAGACAGAUUUAAGAUUGGUGGAAGCAAAGAUGCAGCAAAUAAGUUGUAGAUGCUUUGUAAUCUUAGGGAUUAAAGAAGUAAAAAAUGUGUCUGUCUGGGUUUUCUUUUCUCACGUGAACAUAUAUCUUUGUGCUGCUUUUUCUCAUAUAUUAUCCAGUCUGCUUUUUGUAGAGUGUGUGUUGCAUUGCAUUAUGUGAACGACCAUCUCUAUUUACAGACCAAAUAUGGAUAUAAAAACUUGUUAAUGAUGAUGCGAAUGUGGUGGAAGAAGUGUGGACAGUUUAUUGCUGUAAGGGCAUUGUGUAAGCUUUUUCUUCUUCUGUGAGUUACUUUGGAAUUUUUACUUUUAGUUUUUGAAAUGGAACAGUAACACGAGUUGUGUUGUUGUAAGGUUCUUUUGCAUGAUGUGAUGCAAGAAAAGUUGUUAAUGAUGAUGAUAGGAUGGACUUGUUUAUGGCUUUGGGGGAGAAAAGUUUUUUUGAGAACUUCUUUAUAUUACUAGGGGGAUAGACAUUACUACUGUGAAGUUGAAGUAAAUUUUUAAAAAAUUUGUCAAAGACUUCAAUGUGAAGGUAUCUAAUGUUGUUAGGAGGGGGUGAGGGUGGGGAUGUUCCCACUGAGACCUGGAGGUUGAUACAUUUGUGUUGUCUUUUUAGAAACCGUGUACCAUUUCAUUUGUUUGUUUUGUUUGUGUUUACUUCUGCUUUACAAUUUUCAUUUUUGUUUCCAACUACUGUUUUCAAGAGGGGUGUGAGAGAAAUGUGUGAUGAUGAUGCGGUUGCUUGAGAGAUGACGUGCUACUGUCGGCUGUGUUGUGUGUUAUGACACUACACCUGGCCUCAGAGCGGUCUGUGUUUUAGUUGUAUCUUUGCUCAAGUGUCUGUUGUGAAUAAUGUUGUCCCCUCUUUCAUGUUAUGCGAAUCCUCAUCUGGGUCGUUGAUCUAUGCAGGCGGCUUUUUCUCUCUCGUGGUGAUCCUUCGCAGAAAAAAAAAAAAAGUAAUAAAAUGCGACAGAAGGUCCUGCCUUUGUCGAGAUAUCCAGGGGUGGACGUCUACAACAGAUGGUUUUCUCACACCGGACAUGAUGUUCUGUGUGGGAAAGAUGGGCCAGUGUUGCGUUGUGCUUAUUUUAGUUUUUAUAAAUGAUGGUAGAAAUUUCCCGUACAUGUGUUUGGCCUUCAUGUACUUGCUGGACAAGGCAAUUUGAACUUUGUUUUAUUUCCUCUUUGUCUUUAAUUUCUUUAAUUCACACCGCACUUGGAAAUGUCGAAUGUCGUCUCUUCUGAAUUUGUGUCGCCUGUCAAUCAUUCCGUUCCUGGAACUUUCCCCUUUGUUUCAGUGUACCCCUUUACUUUCUAAAUUUGGAUGACUUGUAGUUGGUGGUAGCCUUAAAAGUUUGGAGCAGGGUAUUCACUUAUAGGAAUGUGUGAAUGAAAUAGUGGACUGGACUGUGCCGGGUAGAGUAUCACAUAGUUUUAAUUUCCCCAUUUACCCUUUUCUUUGUAAAAACUUUUUUUUUUUAAUACCAAUUUUGUAUAAAGUCUGAUUUGCGAGACUUGUGCAUUUGCCGUAGCACAAUAAUUUUUUUUCCAUGUGUGCUUUUGUGUAAUGCUUUUUCUGUACUUUUUGUUGGAUGUAUUGACGAUGGUCUGAUAUGUGAUUUUGUGUCGCAUGUGCUCCAACAUGCACUUGUUUUCCUGUGAAAAUAAAUUACAUGUGCACAUGAGUCUAUUGUGUGUGCAUGCGUGAGUGAGUCAUCUGCUUUUGUGGACGGAGGAGACCUCUGGUUGUAUUGGUUCUUUAUACAAAGCCUGAAUCCGUGGCUUAUAGAUCCGUCUCCACGGAGAGUUUGGUUUGUCUGAUAGCAAACUGCAGUCAACAUUUCCCUCAUGGGUGUCAGGGAGUCUUUAUAAAGUUGAAGAGAAAACUGUGAUUGUUGUUUCUGUGCUUGUAGCUCUAGAUACUUGCGUCAUCAGAGUUCUGCUUGCCAUGUACGAGAUUUCCUUCUGGUUUGUUCACUCUGUUGUUGUUUGGUUCUUUUUUUUUUUUAAUUGUACGAAAUAACCUCAUAUAUAUAUUAUGAUUGUUGUGAAUGGAAAGUGGGAGUUUUAGUAGAGCCGAACAAGCGUGUAUGUGUGGGAGUCGUGGUCUAGUCGCUCAGAGCUGCCAAACGACUGUCUAUGUUUCAGGGGCAGUCUCAGAGUACGGGUUGUUGGAUUUAGUGUUUCUGAACUGAUUAAAGGAUGUGGAAUUUUUUACUGCCACAUAGUAAUGAUAGUGUUAUUAAAUAAACAGGGUUCGAAGGCUAUAUGUGUAUAACCAAAAAAAAAAA